UGGCAUCUAGAGGAGCUCUACCGGUUUUGUUGCAAUUGCUGCUCGUCCUUGUUACAAGAUGACGGAGACGACUGAGAGCCACACACCGCUCUGGUGGAAGUCCGCAAUCGUAUAUCAAGUUUAUCCCGCUUCCUUCAAAGAUUCUACCGGAAAUGGCUCUGGAGACUUGCGCGGCAUCACUUCCAAGCUGGAUUAUCUGAAGGCUCUUGGUGUGGAUAUCGUCUGGCUAUGUCCAAUCUACAAGUCUCCGCUAGCCGACAUGGGGUAUGAUAUCACCGAUUACCAAGAUAUUAAUCCUGCCUUUGGUACACUUGUUGACUGGGAAGACCUCCGCGACGAGAUACAUAAGCGCAAGAUGAAGAUCGUCAUGGAUUUGGUAGUAAACCAUUCCUCGGACGAGCAUCCCUGGUUCUUGGCAUCCCGAUCCUCAAAGGCAGACCCAAAGCGCGACUGGUAUUACUGGCGACCUGCCCGAUAUAUUGAUGGUGUCCGAAAACCACCGAACAACUGGCGCUCAGUCUUUGGAGGUUCUGCCUGGGAAUGGGACGAGAUCACACACGAGUACUAUCUGCAUGUCUUCGCUAAGGAGCAACCCGAUUUGAACUGGGGUAAUCUUGAGUUGCGCCAUGCCAUCCAGGACAUGAUGACCUGGUGGAUUAAGAGAGGUAUCGAUGGCUUCCGUUUGGAUGCGAUCGUAUGUAUCAGCAAGACCCCGGGAUUGCCUGAUGGUGCCAUUACUGAGCCAGAUCAAGAAUACCAACUUGCUCGAGAGCAUAUGAUUAACGGUCCAAUGCUACACCCUUACUUGCAAGAACUGUAUGCUAAAACUCUGGAUGGGCACGAUUUGUUCACAGUCGGUGAAGUCAAUCUCUGCACUUUAGAAGAUGCGUUUAAGUACAUUAACCAAGAUCAGGACUCGAAGGAGUUGCAAAUGAUCUUCAAUACUGAACAUCUUGACCUCUACGGAGGGUUCGACACUGGUACACCACCUCCACGCGACUUACCACGGUUCAAGACGGCUAUCUCCACCUGGCAGACCUGGAUGCACGAGCACGGCGGAUGGAACAGCCUCUUCCUUGAGAACCACGAUCACCCUCGUAGCCUCAUUCGAUUCAUGUCUGAAGUGCCGGAGUACCGUCAGUUGUGUGCCAAGGCGCUUGCCUUAACGUUGUGCACAUUAUCGGGAACCCUGUUCAUCUACCAGGGACAGGAAAUCGGCAUGAUCAACUUGCCAAGGGAAUGGGGGAUCGACGAGUAUCUCGACAUUGCCACCCAGAACUGGUACAAAGAACAAUUGGUCAAGCGACAGAAGGAAACUGGCGAAACCAGUCCGGACAUGUCCGACAAUUCCGGCCUUCCGAUGCAGUGGGACGCCUCUCUCAACGGAGGGUUCAGCACCGGCAAACCUUGGAUGCGUGCUGGCCAGGAUGCGGAACUGUGUAAUGUCGAGAAGCAGGAAGCGGAUCCCAAUAGCGUGCUCAACUUCUGGCGAAAGCUGAUACACUUACGCCAGGAAAGCCAACUUCUAGUGUAUGGCGCUUUCGAGCAAAUCGAAUUUCCGGGUGCGGAAAACGCAGUCUUCGCAUAUAUUCGACGACUGGAUGACAAGGCAGCAUUUGUUGCCGUCAACUUCAAGGAGGAAACGGCGGUCCUCGACAUCGCACCGCUCUCUUUCAAACUGGGAAACCUCAUUAUCGGGAACUAUGGGGAGGUGACUUCGACUGCGCCUCUGCGGCUCAGUGCAUAUGAGGGAGUCCUAUUCGAGUUAGCGGUUUGA
Messenger RNA from Dacryopinax primogenitus, 1777 nucleotides. Its product is annotated as alpha amylase. Gene Ontology annotation, molecular function: alpha-amylase activity. Bases 59 to 1777 code for a protein of 572 amino acids. The record is from RefSeq and is a predicted model, not a curated record. NCBI's taxonomy places the organism in Eukaryota, Fungi, Basidiomycota, Dacrymycetes, Dacrymycetales, Dacrymycetaceae. The transcript is spliced from 10 exons. Gene Ontology annotation, biological process: oligosaccharide catabolic process; regulation of apoptotic process.